AAUGAAUGUUGGGGUGGCCCACAGUGAGGUGAAUCCCAACACCCGGGUGAUGAACAGCCGUGGCAUCUGGCUGGCCUACAUGAUCUCGGUGGGAGUUCUCCAUGUGAUUCUCCUCAGCAUCCCAUUCUUCAGCAUUCCAGUGGUCUGGACCCUUACUAAUGUUAUACACAACCUGGUUAUGUACUGGUUUCUUCACACUGUGAAAGGAACCCCGUUUGAGACACCGGACCAGGGCAAGGAUCGCCUCCUCACACACUGGGAACAGAUAGACUAUGGGACGCAGUGCACCUCCUCCCGCAAAUUCCUCAGCAUCUCGCCGGUAGUCCUUUACCUCCUCACCAGCUUUUAUACCAAAUACGACCCUGCACAUUUUCUAAUCAACACGACCUCCCUCCUCAGCGUCCUCCUCCCCAAGCUGCCCCAGUUCCACGGCGUGCGUGUCUUUGAAGAGACAAACUUCUCCAAAUCAUAUUUUAAUUUAACAAAAGUGUUAAGAAAGAGAUACACAAUCAUCUUAAAAACCUCCGUGCUCUGA
This is a messenger RNA of Pelodiscus sinensis (Chinese soft-shelled turtle), 535 nucleotides long. The record is from RefSeq and is a predicted model, not a curated record. NCBI's taxonomy places the organism in Eukaryota, Metazoa, Chordata, Testudines, Trionychidae.